Rotaria sordida is the source of this 555-nucleotide messenger RNA. Lineage: Eukaryota; Metazoa; Rotifera; Eurotatoria; Philodinida; Philodinidae. The record is from the annotation of a GenBank genome assembly.
AUGGCAGCAGCAAAUGAGGAACUCGUUCAACUUGUCACAAAUCAAGCACGUGAUUUGUUGGCUCAAAUUCGAAAAGAUAUUGAUGAAACAUCCAAUCUUACUGAAGAUGAUCGCAAGAAUUGUGAGGCAAUUUGUCAACGAGUUGAAAAUGAACACGCACGAUUAAAAAUUGAAUUUCUACGUGAAUCCUUGAACUUAAUUGAUCAAGCCUUGCAAACUUCAGAUGAACAACAACUUAAACAAAUUCAUCAAGCAUGGUCAUGGACAUUAGACAAUGUCACACGUCAGUGUGAAAACUUUGCUGGCCCAUUAGUUGAAGUAUUACGAAUAUUGUCACGAAAUAAUCCAGAGAUGGAAACAAAAUAUGCAACUUUCAUUACUGAUUCAUUUGCUUUGAAAUUGAUAACUGGAACUUACACUGGUGCAACGACGGGUGCUGGCAUUGACGCAGUUGUUGGCGGACCUCUUGGUGCUGCAUUCGGAGGAAUUGCAGGAGCCGCUUAUGGAACUGCUUUUGGUGCACUUUGGGGAGCCUGGCCUACCAACAAAGAUUGA